Molecule: messenger RNA, 810 nt
Organism: Spodoptera exigua (beet armyworm)
Lineage: Eukaryota; Metazoa; Arthropoda; Insecta; Lepidoptera; Noctuidae
Source: the annotation of a GenBank genome assembly
UUCUUUUCUUUUUAUUAUUUAUUUCGAUUUCAUCGAUCUUUUUGAAAAUGGAAAGAGUUUUUAUAUUUUUAGUUUUGUGUAUAGCUUUUGCUUCUGGACAGACUUUGUCGCAAAGGGCACGUGUCAAAGACCACGACAAAUUUUUUACACAAGUGAUACAAGAAACUGUUUACGAAAUAGAACGAAGAGGAUUUAGUACUCUAAAAUUGACAAAUAUCACCCAAAAUGUCAACACAACGAUGUACAGAUUUCAUGCAUUAGGAACAGUCCGUUACUACAACGGCUUUUUGGUCUCAGUUCAGCAUAUCAGCGUCACGAAUAUGAGGCAAACAGUCGGAACAAACACUGUGGAUGGGGUUCGUGUAUCAACAGCGUCAGUGCAGGGGACUUUGAAUCUUAUUGACUCGAAACUUGGUUACGAUGUGCUUUACACGCCUGUUGAAGGAGAACCACAGCAUUUUACUGGGGACUUCAACCAUUCAACCAUCAGAUGGAUAAUAAAUAUCUUCAAGAACUUGAACACUCGCGAGGUGUCCAUUUCCUUGACGUCGGAAGUAUCGGGGGGUCUUGUUUAUAUGUCGUUCAGGCCUGACACAAACAUAUCUCAAGUUCUAUCGAGACAAUUCUUUCCCUACAAUAACUCUGAUGGUGUUCGAUCAUGGGAGGAGAUUAUAUUACCUAUCAUGUUAGAUGUCAUUGCAAACAAGAUUCCGUUUCCAGAGGUGUGCUACAGCCAUUGUUAAUACAUAUAUUGUUGACGUGAAGGCAUUUAAAAUCGAAAUUGUAUGAACACCAUUAAAUAAAUAUCAG